AUGAAAUCCCCCGUGUCGAACCUCAGGCUCAGCGCGCCCGUCCUCUGCUCGGGCCAGCCCGCGGGCGCCGGCGCACCCUCGGAGACGGCAGACGCGGCCGGCUCGCCGACGGCGCGGUCCUCUGGGGGCGGCAGCGAGGGCGACGACGGGAGCCAGCACCUGUCGCCGCGCCGGGCGGACACCGUGGGGCGCAUGGAGCGGUUCUCGCUGCCGGCCUCCAAGACCUUCGAAUGGGCCAGCACGCCGAGCACCGCCGAGAAUGAGGACAUGCAGGUCCUCCAGGACGCCAUCGGCCACCUCCGCAGCACCCUCUGCGGGAUCCCGGGCGCCGCCGAGCUGCUGGCCGCCUGCGCCGCGUCCGCAGGCGAGCUGCCCAGCUUCAGCCCCGCACCCUCCGACGGCGCCCUCGACGGCGGCUCCGACGCCGGCCUCGGUGCGGGCUCGCCGGUGUCGAGCGCGGGGCGCAGCCCGCGCGGCGCCCAGCAG
Messenger RNA from Prorocentrum cordatum, 486 nucleotides. The record is from the annotation of a GenBank genome assembly. Lineage: Eukaryota; Dinophyceae; Prorocentrales; Prorocentraceae.